This is a messenger RNA of Pipistrellus nathusii (Nathusius's pipistrelle), 1833 nucleotides long. Lineage: Eukaryota; Metazoa; Chordata; Mammalia; Chiroptera; Vespertilionidae. The record is from the annotation of a GenBank genome assembly.
AUGCAAAGAGAUUUUAUGUGGAUGUGGGUCUAUGAAAUAGGCAUUGCAGGUGAUAAUAGUAGAACUGUGAAUGUGGAUUCCACUGCAAUGACGUUACCUGUGUCUGAUCCAACUGCGUGGGCCACAGCAAUGAAUAAUCUUGGAAUGGCACCACUGGGAAUUGCUGGACAACCAAUUUUACCUGACUUUGAUCCUGCUCUUGGAAUGAUGACCGGAAUUCCACCAAUAACUCCAAUGAUGCCUGGCUUGGGAAUAGUACCUCCUCCAAUUCCACCAGAUAUGCCAGUAGUAAAAGAGAUCAUACACUGUAAAAGCUGCACACUUUUCCCUCCAAAUCCAAAUCUUCCACCUCCUGCAACCCGAGAACGACCACCAGGAUGCAAAACAGUAUUUGUGGGUGGCCUGCCUGAAAAUGGGACAGAGCAGAUCAUCGUGGAAGUGUUUGAACAGUGUGGAGAGAUCAUUGCUAUUCGGAAGAGCAAAAAGAAUUUUUGUCACAUUCGCUUUGCUGAGGAGUUCAUGGUGGACAAAGCCCUUUAUCUUUCUGGUUACCGCAUUCGUCUGGGCUCUAGCACUGACAAGAAGGACACAGGCCGCAUCCACGUUGAUUUUGCACAAGCUCGAGAUGACCUGUAUGAGUGGGAAUGCAAACAGCGUAUGCUAGCAAGGGAGGAGCGCCACCGUAGAAGGAUGGAAGAAGAACGAUUGCGCCCACCAUCCCCACCCCCAGUGGUCCACUAUUCAGAUCAUGAAUGCAGCAUUGUUGCUGAAAAACUAAAAGAUGAUUCCAAAUUCUCAGAAGCCGUGCAGACCUUGCUCACUUGGAUUGAGCGGGGAGAGGUGAACCGUCGCAGUGCCAACAACUUUUACUCCAUGAUCCAGUCGGCCAACAGCCACAUCCGUCGCCUAGUGAAUGAGAAAGUUGCCCAUGAAAAAGACAUGGAAGAAGCAAAGGAGAAGUUCAAGCAGGCCCUUUCUGGAAUUCUCAUUCAGUUUGAGCAGAUAGUUGCUGUGUACCAUUCUGCCUCCAAACAAAAGGCAUGGGACCACUUCACCAAAGCCCAGCGUAAAAACAUCAGCGUCUGGUGCAAACAAGCUGAGGAAAUCCGUAACAUACAUAAUGAUGAAUUAAUGGGAAUCAGGAGAGAAGAAGAAAUGGAGAUGUCUGAUGAUGAAAUAGAAGAAAAAUCAGAAACAAAAGAAACUGAGGAAUCAGCCUUAGUAUCACAAGCAGAAGCUCUGAAGGAAGAAAAUGACAGCCUCCGUUGGCAGCUCGAUGCUUAUCGGAAUGAAGUAGAAUUACUUAAGCAAGAACAAGGCAAAGCCCAGAAAGAAGAUGACCCAAACAAGGAACAACAGUUGAAACUCCUGCAACAAGCCCUUCAAGGAAUGCAACAGCACCUACUCAAAGUCCAAGAGGAAUACAAAAGGAAAGAUGCUGAACUUGAAAAAAUCAAAGAUGAAAAGUUACAAGUGGAAAAAAUGUUGGAAAAUCUUAAAGAACAGGAAAACUGUGCUUCUAGACUGUGUGCAUCGAGCCAGGAUAGUGACUACCCUAUUGAGAAGACCUUGAACAGCAGUCCUAUCAAAUCUGAACGUGAAGCACUGCUAGUGGGGAUUAUCUCCACAUUCCUUCAUGUUCACCCAUUUGGAGCAAGCAUUGAAUACAUCUGUUCCUACUUGCACCGUCUAGAUAAUAAGAUCUGCACCAGUGAUGUGGAAUGUCUCAUGGGCAGACUUCAGCAUACCUUCAAGCAAGAACUGACUGGAGUUGGAGCCAGUCUAGAGAAGAGAUGGAAGUUCUGUGGCUUUGAGGGCUUGAAACUGACCUAA